This is a messenger RNA of Aphanomyces astaci, 1893 nucleotides long. Its product is annotated as isocitrate lyase. Gene Ontology annotation, molecular function: isocitrate lyase activity. The transcript has a single exon. Lineage: Eukaryota; Oomycota; Saprolegniomycetes; Saprolegniales; Verrucalvaceae. The coding region runs from base 171 to 1814 and encodes 547 amino acids. The record is from RefSeq and is a predicted model, not a curated record. Gene Ontology annotation, biological process: carboxylic acid metabolic process.
CUGAACCCCAACCUCGGCUUUUCAUUGGCUACAUUCCGCGCAUUGCAGUUAUACGACGCUGUGAUUGGUGGACAUGUUUAUCGAAUUUGACAGGUUCCGACCCUCCGGUUGUUUGCGCGAUUGCCUGUGUCGCCCGCCCGCCGUCACUGCGUCGGUCAUUUCCCAACAGCAUGAGUCCCCAACAACACCAACAGCGCUCCUCGUCGUCGUCCGCGCGCCGCAUCGAGCAGGUCGGCAGCCAACUCAGCAUCUCCGCCUCCCUCGUCGAUGAAGACAGCCUGUAUGCGUCUCGUGUAAAGGAAAUGCAAGCGUUUAUGAACCAAGAACGCUUCCGCCACACCACUCGUCAGUACAACGCCGAAGACGUGGUGAAGCUCCAAGGCACGGUGAUUCAGUCGUAUGCAUCCACAACGCAAGCGACCAAGCUGUACUCGAUGUUGCGUCAGUUGCAGGCUCAGGGCAAAUGCAGCCACACGUUUGGCGCGCUCGACACGAUCCAAGUGGUCCAAAUGGCCAAGCACUUGACGUCCGUGUACAUUUCGGGGUGGCAGUCGUCGUCGACUGCGUCAUCGACCAACGAACCCGGCCCGGACGUUGCGGACUACCCCAUGGACACGGUCCCGAACAAAUGCGACCAACUGUUCCGCGCGCAAUGCUUCCAUGACCGCAAGCAGUACGAAGCCCGCCGGCGAAUGAGUCCCGCGGAGCGCGCCGCCACCCCCGCGAUCGACUACCUGCGCCCAAUCGUCGCCGACGCGGACACGGGUCACGGUGGACUCACGGCGUGCAUGAAGUUGGUGAAGCUGUUUGCCGAGCGCGGCGCUGCCGGCAUCCACUUGGAGGACCAAAAGCCUGGCACCAAGAAGUGCGGCCAUAUGGGGGGCAAGGUGCUCGUGACGACGCAGGAGCACAUCUCCCGCCUCAUCGCCGCCCGUCUGCAAGCCGACGUCCUCCAAGUGCCGUUGGUCAUCAUCGCCCGGACGGACGCCGAGGCGGCAACCCUCCUCGACAACAACUCGGACGGCCGCGACCAUCCGUUCAUCCUUGGCGCCACCAACUUGAACGUCGAGUCGUUUGCCGACGCGGUGCGCAACGGUCGCGCUGACACGUGGGACAAGGACGCGGGUUGCAUGACGUUUACCGAGUACGUUGCGCGGCAGCUGACGGGGAACGCGGCGGGACUGGCUGCAUGGAAGCGCCACGAGUUUGCCGACUUCAGCGCGAUGAAGGCGUAUGCAAUUGAUGUGCUGGGGCUGGCCGUGUCUUCGUUUUGCUGGGAGAAGGCGCGCACGGUCGAAGGCUACUACCGCGUGCGCGGCGGCGUCGAGUUCUGCAUCUCCCGCGCCAAGGCCUAUGCGCCGUACGCGGAUUUGAUCUGGAUGGAGACCACGGUGCCGGGGCUGCCGCUCGCCCGGCAGUUUGCAUCGGGCGUGCACCGCCAGUUCCCGCAUCAGAUGCUCGCGUACAACUUGAGUCCGUCGUUCAACUGGGACGCGGCAGGCAUGUCGGACGCGGAGAUUCGGACGUUCAUCGACGAGCUGGCCACCCUCGGCUACACAUGGCAGUUUAUCACGCUCGCGGGGUUCCACAGCGACUCGCUGGGCAUCACCCGCUUUGCCCGCGACUUCGCCGAGCGCAAGAUGCUUGCGUAUGUGACGGGCAUCCAGCGGGCGGAGCGCACGGAGGGCGUCGAGACGCUCAAGCACCAGGGCUGGUCGGGCACGGAGCUGAUUGACGCGAUGCAGAACACGGUGACUGGAGGGUUGAGCUCGACCAACACGAUGGGCCACGGGGUGACGGAGGCGCAGUUUUAGGACAAGUGUUUCGACAUAUACUAUAUAUAUUGUGUUUAUUCUAAACAUAUAUUGUUGCGAAACUGGAGUGACAUACCGA